AUCAUUUGAGGCUGGUGAAUGGCAGCAGCCCCUGUGCCGGGAGAGUGGAGGUUUACCACGAUGGGCAAUGGGGCACAGUGUACGGUUCUGGCUGGGAUCUGAAGGCCGCGGCUGUGGUGUGUAAGGAGUUGGGCUGUGGAGCCGCGCUCUCAGCACCAGGAGACGCUCACUUUGGCGAAGGCACUAGUCCCAAAUUGACGUAUAAUGCUCAGUGCAAAGGGAACGAGUCUGCUCUGAGGGAUUGCGAAUCAGACAGGGGUGAAGAUUCCGUGUUUUCGAAGUACUCUAAGUCCACUGAAUCAGAGCAUGAUUACUAUGAGUACUUUUCGUCAGACUCCUCUCAUGCCGGCGUCAUCUGCUCAGAUCGUUUGAGGCUGGUGAAUGGCAGCAGCCCGUGUGCCUGGAGAGUGGAGGUUUACCACGAUGGGCAAUGGGGCACAAUGAAUCGCAAUGGCUCUGGUGGCUAUGGUUGGGAUAUGUUGGACGCGGCUGUGGUGUGUAAGCAGUUGGGCUGUGGAGCCGCGCUGUCAGCAUCAGGAGACGCUCACUUUGGCGAAGGCUCAGAUCCCGUUGUGACGGAUCAUGUUCAGUGCAGUGGGAGUGAGUCUACUCUGAGGGAUUGUCAGUCUCAGCCCUGGGGUCACUAUUCCUGGUUUCCGCACUCCUCUGAUGCCGGCGUCAUCUGCUCAGGUAAAGCAGAUCAUUUGAGGCUGGUGAAUGGCAGCAGCCCCUGUGCCGGGAGAGUGGAGGUUUACCACGAUGGGCAAUGGGGCACAGUGCACGGUUCUGGCUGGGAUCUGAAGGCCGCGGCUGUGGUGUGUGAGGAGUUGGGCUGUGGAGCCGCACUCUCAGCACCAGGAGACGCUCACUUUGGCGAAGGCACUAGUCCCAAAUUGAUGUAUAAUGCUCAGUGCAAAGGGAACUAGUCUGCUCUGAGGGAUUGCGAAUCAGACAGGGGUGAAGAUUCCGUGUUUUCGAAGUACUCUAUGUCCACUGAAUCAGAGCAUGAUUACUAUGCGUACUUUUCGUCAGACUCCUCUCAUGCCGGCGUCAUCUGCUCAGAUCGUUUGAGGCUGGUGAAUGGCAGCAGCCCGUGUGCCUGGAGAGUGGAGGUUUACCACGAUGUGCAAAGGGGCACAAUGAAUCGCAAUGGCUCUGGUGGCUAUGGUUGGGAUAUGUUGGACGCGGCUGUGGUGUGUAAGCAGUUGGGCUGUGGAGCCGCGCUGUCAGCAUCAGGAGACGCUCACUUUGGCGAAGGCUCAGAACCCGUUGUGACGGAUCAUGUUCAUUGCAGAGGGAAUGAGUCUACUCUGUGGGACUGUCAGUCUCAGCCCUGGGGUCACUAUUCCUGGUCGCACUCCUCUGAUGCCGGCGUCAUCUGCUCAGAUUAUCUCAGGCUGGUGAAUGGCGGCAGCCCAUGUGCCGGGAGAGUGGAGGUCUACCACGAUGGAGAGUGGGGCACAGUGAAUGGCUAUGGCUCUGGUGACAGUGUUUGGGAUAUGUUGGACGCGGCUGUGGUGUGUAAGGAGUUGGGCUGUGGAGCCGCGCUGUCAGCAUCAGGAGACGCUCACUUUGGGAAGGGCUCAGGUCCCGUUGUGACGCAUAAUGUUCAGUGCAGAGGGA
Molecule: messenger RNA, 1623 nt
Organism: Callorhinchus milii (elephant shark)
Lineage: Eukaryota; Metazoa; Chordata; Chondrichthyes; Chimaeriformes; Callorhinchidae
Product: deleted in malignant brain tumors 1 protein-like
Exons: 5
Cellular component (GO): membrane
Source: RefSeq, a predicted model, not a curated record